This is a messenger RNA of Necator americanus (New World hookworm), 237 nucleotides long. RefSeq lists its product as uncharacterized. The record is from RefSeq and is a predicted model, not a curated record. NCBI's taxonomy places the organism in Eukaryota, Metazoa, Nematoda, Chromadorea, Rhabditida, Ancylostomatidae. The transcript is spliced from 3 exons. Bases 1 to 237 code for a protein of 78 amino acids.
AUGGGAUCAAGCAUGGCGAAGAGUCGACGAUCAGAAUACUGUGAUUACAGUAAUCGAAAAAAAGACGUGGGAAGUAAUUUCUCGAAAGAGUAUGCGGAAUACUGGAAAAGGCCAGAAAUUGAGAAGAGUUCGAAUUUUUCCAUAGAAAAAAAUGAGUACUCGUAUUUCUCUAGCGAUGAUGUUUCACCAACAAACAAUACGAAACGUUAUUCCACAUUUGUGUCAGCAUUCCGAUGA